This is a messenger RNA of Quercus lobata, 2470 nucleotides long. RefSeq lists its product as uncharacterized. NCBI's taxonomy places the organism in Eukaryota, Viridiplantae, Streptophyta, Magnoliopsida, Fagales, Fagaceae. The coding region runs from base 130 to 1353 and encodes 407 amino acids. The record is from RefSeq and is a predicted model, not a curated record. The transcript is spliced from 7 exons.
AACAAACAAGUUUAUCUCCAUGGCUUAUAUCAGUCUUCACCAUAUAGAAGAGAAGUAUGUAUUGUACUAAUAUUGAAGUGAUCAUUUGUUUGUAGCAGUAGUAGUACUAUUAGAAGUUCAUAGGUAUUGAUGGCUUACAUUCCUCCACACAAGCGUCAAUCAUACCAAGCUUGUAGUAGUGAUAGGCAUAAUAGACCCUCACCAAUUCCACAAUCCCUUGUUCCUCAAUUUAGGAGAAAUCUUAGUUCGAGGUUGCCACCCAAACCCUUUUCACAAAGAAGUGGAAAGAUCAUUUAUAAUUAUGCAAAGCAGGCCAUUUCCACAUGGUUUCCAGUUGGUUUGGAUCACAAUUAUCAAUUUCCAUCUUCUGUACAUGUUGACCCAGUUCCCUUGCAGUUUUUUGAGAGAACAACAGGAACAAAUCCACUAGUUUUGUUCAAGAACAACAACAAUCAUCCAGUUGAGCAAGUGAGGAGUCCAUGGGUGUAUAUAGCAGAAAAUGUUGUGUCAGACUUGCUUUCUUCUUUCGAGAAUGUCAAGAAUGAAAAGUUGGACUUGAAAGAUGUCAAGCCAAAGUUGGUUGCUAGAUUUGGGAAAAUUCUUUUUCAUAAGAGCCCUUCAAUCAGCGAAGAAACUAUGAGAGUAGGUUUGGCUACAGAAACUACACUGAGUCAAUUGAGAAGAUCAUUUUACACAAAUAUUCCUAAUUCAUACAUGGCAAAUAUUAAGGGGGAAGUCACCCAAAAGAUUAGAGUUGAUUUUGAAGAGGAGAAAGAUUUAUACCAUGUAAAGUUGUCUGAUGCCACACUACCAGAUUCAACUAUUUCUUGCAAAUGCAGUGUGAUAAAAGAAGAUAAAAGGCUUCAACUUUAUAAGAUUGAACUACACCAAGUGCGUCAUAUGGUCAUAGACAUAUCGUGCCUUGAUAAAAACUUAGACCUAAGGCUGAUGCUAUCCACCAAGAGGAUCUUAACAGCUCUCACUGAUGAUGAGAUGCAAAGCAUUAUAAGUCUUAUUAAUUCUGCAGUUCUAGAUCCAGAUGUGAAGGGUGGGUUGAGAUGGCCCUUGGGGAGGACAUCUUCUGGAGGUAGAUAUUGCGUGGUGGGGGUUUGGCACACAAUAGCUAAAGAUUAUAAAAGUUCGUCAUUGAGGCUGAAAGUGAGACAGGCUGAUCGAUAUGAUUUUAGAACUUCAACUGGGGAAGCUACAAGAGAGAUAAAUCUGAAGCUGAAAAACAUUGUCUCAUUAUUACAGGAACAGGAGGUGGAGGUUAGUUUGGUUUCUGAGAUGCUUAAAGACCACUUGAGAUUGAUAUGGGAUCAUUUCUUAUGCUGUGAACAUUUUUUGUCAUGAAAUAGCAAAAAAGGAGGCGAAAAGAUAAAAACAUAAGGGAUACCAUAAGGGCAGUUUGAAUAUUUUUGACAUGUUUAUGGUGUAUUUGCUUACAUCUUAUGGAAAUUUCAAGGAAAUGGGCAUUGAUUCAGGAUUGUAAUUUUUAGUAUAAGAUGAUAUGUCAUCCUGUAUUGGUCAGAAAACUAUUAACUCAUAGGGUCUUGUUAUCAAUUAUUAUAAAAAUCCAAUAAACUUUGAUAAAGAAAACGAUUAAACCCACUUCCAAGGACACCAAACAUAAUCCAAUUGAAUUUUAAACAUAAGUAGUUGCAUUAAUCUAUGGGAAAAAAACAUUGGUAUACUUUUGCAAGCUAGAAAGUAUUCCAACAUGACAUAGGUUGCGUCCAACUCUAAGUGACAGAAAGAAACCUUGUUAGUAGGAGUUCGUGCAGUAACUUAGCUCAAUUCUACUCGUUCAGUUUUUCAAUCACCAUUGUAGUCCAACAAUCAAUAGCAAAGACACAUUUCACUCAUAGUCAAAGCUACAAAAUAGCAUGCCCAAGUAAGAAGACAAAACAAAAGAGCUUUAUUAACAACAUAAUAACAAAUAAGUCUAACAAAAUAAAUUGUUGUUGCCACCCGAUUAGAGACCUCCCUAAAUCAUUCCAAAGUGCUAAAUCCACUGAUUGAUCAACCUAGAAGGUAACAUUAUCCUCCUUUCCAUGCACUCUUUAGAUUAAGAUAUGUCGUCCACCAAUUCCAACCAUAAUGGAGAUGAGAUCAUUCAUAGCAAACUAGAUGUAAUAUCUGAAAUCUACUUAAAAUUCCCAACAUUUUUACAAGAUUAUGAAAUUUGAGACAAUCUAUCAGCAACAAUUUCAAAAAGAAAGCAUUUAAAAUGUAAUGGUGCGUUUAAAGGACCUUGAACCUACGACUAUUGGCAAAUUCAAAUCCAUUUCAAAAACUUCUUGCUCUAUGAAAUUGAGGAUGGCAUAAGCAUAUGGUCAUGCCUACUGAAGUUUGAAUUUUAGAAUUGGUGCUGACUAGUACCAGACUUAAAAAAAAUAAAAAAGGGAAGGUCCCCAGACCACAAAGCUCCCACUUUCGUGGGGUCUAGAAGAGGUGAUUCGUAGGCAGC